GCAAGUGACAGUGCACGCAGUCGGGAGAAAGCGCGGAACCGUCGGAUCGCGGCGCGUCGGCACCGUGGCUUUGCGCAUAAGUGAUGGCGUCAAACGCAUCGCACCAUUUGUUUAGGGACACCAUUGCGAAGUAAGAAGGAUGUUGGCUUUGCAAUGACGCCGACUCCGCUGCAUCAUCGGAGCCAGUACCCGUAAGUCCUUGCAUGCGGCUGCAGCGGGAGGUAUUUGACCCCAGGUGGUCCUAUAUCACUUACCAUGGGUCUGCCAGCUGUGCUACGCCGACGCUGGAGCAGUAGAUACAUCUUGUGUUCGGCCGCUGGCCUUUACAUUGUUAUUUGCUUCCUAUUCGACAUGCCGCUAUUGAGUAGCAAGCUCCCAAACUACACUGGCAAAUACGAUGUAGGCACCAUUGACAUUGAGGCGCCAUGUGCGAGACGAAACGUUAGCGACCUGGUCUUCACGAAUACGGGCAAGCCAGCGUUCGAGCUGGAAACGGUGCUCUUUUCACUCUACUACCCGGCAGUAGACAAGGUGCGCUCGCAGAAGUCGCACCUAUGGGUACCAAAGCCUCUCUCAUUGACGGCAGAGGGCUACGCUCGUUUCGCCAAGAUCAACAAUUUCCUAACAAACAGCGUAUUCACCGUUGCACUCUGGACGUUGGUUGGCAGCACAAAGAUACCGGCGCAAGUCGAUGUACCUCUACACGGCACGGUCAAAACUUAUCAGGAUUACCAAAAAGAGCAUCCCUCUGACGACGACGAUGGUCUGCCUCGCUUCCCCGUCAUUGUCUUCUCGCACGGGAUGGCGUCCAGUCGUACUUCUUACACUCAAUACUGUGGUGAGCUAGCAUCACGGGGCUUCAUCGUUGCUGCGAUCGAACAUAGAGACGGCAGCGGACCCGGCUCGGUCAUAAUGAGUACCGACGGUUCUACGACCAACCGCUUUCUGGCAAGACCGAGCGAGCUCCAGCCUGAGCCGGCCAUGGAAGACUACAAGGCUACGGGUCUUGCAUUUCGACAAGCCGAGAUUGAGGAGACUGUCCGUGUGCUUCGGGAGAUCAAUGAAGGCUCAGGCAAGGCCGUCUACACCGCGAACUCACGUAAAGAAGGAGUAGACCUUGCUGAGUGGCGCGGCAGACUGAUGAUGGACCGCAUGGUUCUAGCCGGCCAUUCCUACGGUGCCACUGGCGCACUGAGAGCACUCAAGGGCGCCCCAAGCGCCGAACGGCCUUUCGUCGGCGGCAUCAUUCUCGAUCCGGGUAAAUCUUCUGGACCGCUCAACGAUGACAUCAAUGUCCCAACAAUGAUCAUCCACUCGAGCUCUUGGUCGAAGAAGCUGACCAUCUUCCAUGGGCAGCCUCACUUUGCCGUUGUGAAAGCAGUUGCUGAGAAGAUCCUCAACGAGAGGCACAAAUUUGCCUGGUUUAUGACCGCGAAAGGCACGACGCAUCCUUCCGUUACCGACGCUCCGCUCAUCGAGCCAAUGCUAUUAUCGUGGACAACAGGCGCGACCAUUAACGUACGAGAGGGCGUCUUGCAGUACGUGAAAGCGACGCAGGACUUUAUGCGUUUCCUCGCGGACGGACAACGGCAGGGCGUGCUGAAGGAAGAAGUGACGCACCCGGAGUACGACCACGAUAUUCGAGACGAUGCUAGAAGGGCGGCCAUGAACAAGGAGAUUGAGAAGUACUGGCAGAUCCACGUGGCGCCAAGCACGGCGUGUCCGUACCCGGGACUAUGCGGUAUUGUCCCUGACUGAAAGCACGAAGCCAGCGAUAUCUACAGAAAGUGAUGGCCCGGCGGACGCCGCUUCGAGGACAUGUACACCGGUUUAUCGGUUGACAGUCAUUGCGCACAGCCAAGACGACGAAUCACUUGUCGCCGCCCGGAGACACUCCACAGCCUCCGACAGUAAUGUUGUAAAAUCCAGAGAACCGGCCAGCGACCGAGGACAGCCUACCCAGGCGCCAACCCUUGUCUUG
Molecule: messenger RNA, 1981 nt
Organism: Baudoinia panamericana UAMH 10762
Lineage: Eukaryota; Fungi; Ascomycota; Dothideomycetes; Mycosphaerellales; Teratosphaeriaceae
Exons: 1
Coding region: 256-1758 (500 amino acids)
Molecular function (GO): 1-alkyl-2-acetylglycerophosphocholine esterase activity
Source: RefSeq, a predicted model, not a curated record